AUGAUUGACCCGGAAGCAGUCGGCGCAGUGAGCCACGUGUUCGUCGCGCAGCAGCAUGGACAGAAAGUGUCUGUGUGCAGAAGCUGUCUGUCUGUAGACUGUCUGUCUGUAGACAUGGUGGAGGUCUCAGUGAAAGCACCGGAGCCGGUCCGGACCACCGGCAUCCUGCAACAGAACCGAGUCUUCCUCGACUUCUUCUGGGACUUGGCCAAACCGGAUCAGGAGGUUCGGCUGAGGGCGGUGGAAGACCUGAUCCGGUACCUGAAGACCAACAACAAGGCAGACGAGUUGGACUACACCUUUAAACGGCUGGUGGAUGGACUGGCUCACACACGAGAGGCUGCCAGACCUGGAUUCAGCCUCGCUCUGGGGCAGGUCUUAAGUUCCUUUGAAGACGUCUCUUUGCAGAGUGUACUCAUCAGAAUCAGAGAGAAACACAAUCCGCAGACGGUGAAGAAGAAACUGCUCAGAAAUGCUUUCUUCGGAAACAUGUUCGGUGUCCUCGCCCUUUAUCAGUCCGGACGCCUCUCUAAAGAGCCGCAGGUGGUGUUGGGAUGUGUGCAGCUCCUCCAGAGUCUCAGCCAACAGAGACAACACCUGAAGGACCUUCCCACGAAGACCAUGAUGGACAUCCUGACUGAGAUCCCAGAGGAGGUGUUUGAGGAGGUCCUGUUCAGCGCCCUGCAGGCUGACCUGGCAUCAGCCUUCAGGACUCCAGAGCAGCUGCAGCUGCUGCUGGUCGCGCUGCAGCGCUUCCCGCAAACCCUCAAACCAAAGAAACUGAAGAAGCUGCUGGGCUGCUCGACCAUCAUCAACGCCGACAACAUCCCCAAGCUGACGGAGGUGUUGAAGAUGGCAGCCCGCUCAGUGAAGAAGGAGUGCGUCCUCCCAGCGGUGGUUCUGGACCUCCUGAAGCUCUCUCUGAAAGAAGACAGCUUCCAGCUCUUCUGGAACAACGCCAUCAUCAACGGCAUGUUGAAGGAGCAGCCGGGACCAGCACACUACCUGAGCUUCCGUCUGCUGGGCAGUGCGCUGCCUCUCCUGUCUGUGGCCCAGCUGAAGGAGGUGUUGUCUGGAGACGUGAUGAUGCACUACGGGGAACAUGUAGUGUCUGCUCAGAAACCGGACCGCUUCAAGCUGGCCCCAGAAAUGGACGUCUACGUGUCGGACUUCUUGGAGGGCUGCCAGGACCCCGACAGACAGCUGGCAGUGAUGGUGGGCUUCUCCUCGCUGACCAACCAGGGCUACCCCGUGGUGCCGUCGGUGUGGAGGGUGGUGCAGCACCUUCAGCCCGCAGCGCUGCAGCAGUACGUGGACUGGCUGAAGAAGAUGUUCCUGCAGCCUCAGAUGGACCAGCUGCUGGACUUCAGCACCCGCAAGCAGAAGGACAAUCCGGAAGGACGGGAACAGAAAGAGAACGCCAUAUUCCGCCUGAGGAAGUGGAUUAUCGCUCGGCUCUCGUCGAUCAUUGACAACCACCAGGUGAAGAGGCAGGAGGAUCUGAUCAUGGACGUGGCCAGGUUCGUGUUUUUCCACGCUUUCUUCAGUGCCAAGAAGGCGUCGGCCGACAUCCCAGAGACGGCGGGGAAGCUUUCUGUCCCGCUGGACGACAAAACCAAAGGAGUGCUCGUCAAUUCUUUCUUUGGACUCCUCCUGUCCAUGCACCACCUGCCUCUGAUCGAGGACACGGCCGAAGGCGCCGCGGUCAACCAGAAGCGGCCGCUGGGUGUAACCUCCGACGGCACCAUGUGGAUCUACCACCUGGUCCAGUACGCCCAAGUCCUGCUUAACCAGCCAAAACACGUCCAGAGCAGCCAGCCCUUCAGCCCCGAGCAGAAACAGGCCUGGGACUGCAUGUUGGAGUCGGUCUCAAAGCUGAAGAAGAAGGCGAAGAAAGGCCCAAAUGCAGAGAGCACCGCGUUCCAGCAGCUCUUCCUGUUGGUCGGCAUGCACCUGUUCAAGGCCCCCGAGGAGCUGCUGGACAUCAUGAAGGACCUGCAGAGCUGUGUGGACAAAGCUCAGGAAAAGAAGGCCAAGAAGAAGAAGACGACGAAAAAGAAACAAGCCACAGACGAGGAGGAGGAGCCUGAGUGGGUGGAGGUGAUGGUGGACAUCUUGUUGUCCCUGCUGUCCCAGCCAAGCCGACAUAUCAGACAGGUCUGCAGAACGGUCUUCUCCUCCAUCUGCCCACACGUUACCGCGGCGGCCCUCACCGCCAUCUUAGACGUCCUGGACCCAGAGAAGGAUGAUGAGGAGGACAGCGCUGUGGUCGUCACUGACGACAACAAAACCCAGAAGAAACCAGAUGAGGAAGAUGAUGAGGAUCACGAUGAGGAGAUGGAGGAGGACGAGUCUGACGGAUCUGACGAUGAGGAAGAUGAGGAUGAAGAUAAUGAAGAUGAUGAUGAUGAAGAUGAUGAAGCAAUGGAGGAGGAAGAGGUGGGAGAGGUGGACCAGAGUUUCCGUUUGGAGCUGAUGAAGGUCCUGCAGCAGCAGAAUGCUCUGGCCACUGAGGAGGACGCCAGCGAUGAUGAAGACCUGGAUGAUGAAGCCAUGAUGGAGCUGGAUAAAGGCCUGGCAGCGCUGUUCUCAGAGCAGAAGAAGAAGAGUCAGGCCAAGAAGGACGAAAAGGCCAAACUGCAGAAGGAGAAGACGCUGGUCCGGGACUUUAAGAUCAAGGUACCGGAUCCUCAGAGUGUGUUCGUGGCCCGGCAAGGCAGGGCAGGUCCUCUGGUAUCUCGGAUCUGGGUGGAGCCGCUCACCAUCAUCGACAGAGGAUAGAGCCCGACAGCCACCAGCAGGAGAGGACUUCCUCCCCGCAGAGCUGCAGAUAUUUUCAGGAACCAACUGUGCAGGUCGAAGGUUUACUGCAGGACCGUCGGUGACAGACAGGGGGAGCUCCAUGACCUGCUGGAGAAACUGAUGACUAAAACCCAGAAACUGUCCGACUCCGCAGUCUGCCUCUACUACUUCAGUGCAUCUCUGUACGUGGUGAAAGUGCUGCGAGGAGCUCCGCCUGCCGACGCCAAAGAAGAGCAGGCAAACGACUUGAGGUUCAUGGGCAACGUGGACGUUGAUCGGGUCUCUGCCGUCUUUAGAGAGGCUCUGAGCUCCUUCAUGAGCAAGAGGAAGAGUCCUCUGACCGCUCAGAUGUUCACAGACCUGUUCAACAGAUUCCCGGUUUUGUGUGUGAACCUGUUGGAUGCAGCAGUGCAGCACAUCACAUCUGGGGUCAGAGUGCACCAACAGGUAAAGAUUGACUCUCACUGCAAAAUCCCCUCAGAUAGCGGUCUCACCCUCGGUGUCUUCUUCUCCCCUCAGAGUCUCCAGCAGGUGGGUGAGACUGAGAGCAAGGUGGUGAAGGAGAAGGUGGUGAAGACUCUGGAGCUCUGUCAGUUCCUGGUCAAACACGUUCACCAGCAGAAGCUGUCUGUGGACCUGGAGCCCCUUCAGAAGGUCCUGCAGUCCCUGACCAGCGUCAUCGCUUUCAAGAAGACCGGCAAGCUAGAGGACACCUACUGGGCCGUGGUGAAACACUUCGGAGUCAUAAAACCCAAAGUAGAAAAGAAGAAACCCGACAAGGACACCGACCAACAGCAGGCGCCCAAAAAGAAGAAAGGUUUUCUGCCAGAAACAAAAAAGCGUAAAAAGCGCCUGCAGCCUGUUUUAGAGCCGGCGGGAGACAGCUCGACCUCCGCAGACAAACCGGGAGCAGACAAAGGACAAGCCAAAAAGAAACAUGACAAGAAAGCUAAACAGAAACGACCGGCCGACAGCGCGACCGCCUCUCAGCCGAACCCAGCCAAGAAAAGCAAGACGCAGUCCGACAGCACGCCAGCCAAGAAGAAAAAGAAGAAACCCAAACAGAAGAAAGAGGGAGGAGGGAAAAUGUAAAGUGGACACUGCGGUUGAAUUGUUCAUUUCCUUUUUAAAAGAGGCUGUGUGGUCGUCUGUUCAUUUUUCUACUGUCCGUACUUCGGACACUAUGUUUCAGUGAGAUAUUAAUAUACGUGUUAAUAACUUGUGUAGGAAGUGAAUUCAUAUGGAUUAUUUUUCUAAUGUGUGACUGAUGUUGAUUAGAAAGAAAACAAUAAAUUCUCUUCCUGGAAAUCGAUCAAA
Molecule: messenger RNA, 4119 nt
Organism: Morone saxatilis (striped sea-bass)
Lineage: Eukaryota; Metazoa; Chordata; Actinopteri; Moronidae
Gene: mybbp1a
Product: MYB binding protein (P160) 1a
Biological process (GO): regulation of DNA-templated transcription
Cellular component (GO): nucleolus
Molecular function (GO): transcription corepressor activity; transcription factor binding; sequence-specific DNA binding
Source: RefSeq, a predicted model, not a curated record